UCAAUUUAUGUCAUCCACAUUUGUUUCAAUGGCGGCGCCCAUGCAAACUGUUCUUUCUCAAGAUAAUAUUUCAUCUGAUCAAGAACAGGAUGCUAAUUUGGCAUUUUCCGAGUUAGAUAAAGGUUUGAGAUCACCAAAGAUUGGAAUACAAUGUGAAUCCAUUGUAAGAUUUCCGAGUCUGUUUGAGAAAUAUCCAUUCCCUAUCCUGAUCAACACUGCAUUCCUUAGAUUGGCAGAUAUUUUUAGGAAUGGAAACAAUUUUUUGCGAUGGUGUAUCUUGCAAGUAACCGAACAAAGCAAAAAACAUUUGGAGAAAAUUUUAAACAUAGAUGAAUUUGUGAGGAAGAUAUUCUCAGUAAUUCACAGCAAUGAUUGCACUGCAAGAGCUUUGACCCUAAGAACCCUUGCUAACCUUGCCAGUAUUAUAACUGAAAGGAAGAAUGUUCACCAUAGCAUUGUGAAUGGUUUUGAUUCCAACGAUGCAGUCGAAGUGGAUGCUGCUGUUUUUGCUGCUGGGAAAUUUGCCGAACAAUCAAGUUCUUUUGCUGCCAGUAUCUGUAACAAUUUAUCUGACAUGAUUCAAAACAUAGCAACACCAGUUGAUUUGAAGUUACAGUUAAUACCCAUACUACAGCACAUGUAUCAUGAUGUGCAAACAUCAUCUAAGGCAAGACAAGUGUGUUUGGAACUGCUAUCCAGUUUGCCCUCACAGAAGUUUGUCAUUAGGACACUACAGACAAUGACAGCACUGGCCUGUCAGUCAUUGAUUGAUGUUCAAUCACAGGUUGAUCUAUUGAUCAGUCGAGUCACUGAUGAUCCAAGACAAUCGGUCAAACUCAUAGCUCUAAAAGAUCUAAAUUGCCUAGCAAUGAAAGCACCUCAGAUGUGGAAAUAUUCAUCUGUAAAGAGUCUUAUAACAGUUGUACUGCAAGCCAAAUCCACAGCUGUUAAGAUUGCCAUACUAGAAGUCCUAGGAACAUUAGCAAAAUCUGUAGCAUUUCAUCUCUUUCUUACUCAUGAUGUAUCAGCAGCAGACAUGCAGAAAAUACAGGAAGUGUGUAAUCUAUGUUAUGUAUCUCAGAACCCAACAUUGUCAGCCAAAGCCAUGGAGUUCUACACAAACAUUGCCAUUUGUUUCAAAAGUUUCAAGAGGAAAUUAUUUCGUUUGGACCAGGACCCAGUAGAAGGGGCUAGACUUGCAAUAACAACACAAUGCUGUUUAUCAGUUUGGGGUACAACAAAAGAAGAUAAAAAAGUUCUUAAGCUUUGUUUACAGUGUGCUGUACACCUGGUGAAAAAGUUUCCAGAUACAACCAUGUUUUUCCUGUCCGAAAUUGUGGAACUUUUAGAGACAACUGAAAGCGAGGAACAUGCUUUGAUAUUGUGUGAAGGAUUAGCAGCCAUUGGUUCAGAAAAUCACAUAUACAUACGAGAGAUAAUUCCCAACAUUCUUUCACUGUUACAGAGUAGUGCCAUUUGUCAAGAAGGUCAAGUUAAGACCUACCUUGGGACUCUAAUAUUCCAAGCAGCAGGUAGUGAAACAAUCCCAACAGAGAUACAGAAACUGAUUCUCAGAAAUGGACAUAAGUCACCAUGGUUUAUGUAUAAACUGGCCAGACAGGCUAUGAGAUAUGGACAGCAUCCUGUUGCAGCUGACCUCUUCAAUUCUCUCUCGCAUCUGGUUGCAUCAGAACAUCUCCAUUUUUGGAUGGUAGCUUUACAAGAAAUUAGUGAAGGUGAAAGUUAUCUGAUGAAAGAGAAAGAUGACAGUGGGAUGACAAAGACACUAUUAUGUUAUCAGAAAUCUCUUUCUUCACUGAAGGCUGCUUCCACACAAGUGUUCCCGAUGCAGUUUCAAACAGAUCUAGUCCAUCUUAGAAUAGAACUCCUCCAGGCUCUGACUCAACUGAUACAGACCUGUAAUACAUUCAGGACAUGUCCUCCACCUGCCAUAGCUACAGCAUUAGCACUAACUAAUGGUCAAGAAAUAUCACGCUGUGGUCAGAUAUUGUCACAGUUAACAAAGUGUAUGAAAGAUUUUGAAAAUCUAAAACAGAAAUUUGGAGAUUUGUAUUUAACUUGUUUUGAUGCUGACCCACAGACUUUAUAUACAGUGACACAAUUACAGUAUUGUUGUGAAGUAAUGAAGGCUGGAGUAUCAGCAGUUAUAACAACAGAUAACUCCAGGUUGUUCCCUGUGUCCAGUGAGAAUAGUGAUGUCCUGUCAGUAACACUAGUUACCAUACAGAAAGAUCUGAACCAUAUACUCAAAACUAAUAGCCAAGCUUUAACUCAUGAGCACAUGGAUUUCCUAUGUAAAAGCGUACAGAGUUUGUUACAAGUACCAUUUAGAUACCCACGAUAUUUCUUCCAGAGUAUACAAACAACAAAACUUAAUUUAGCCGUUACACCCCAGCAGAACAUGAGAAUGGAGCCAUUACUUGUACAUCAUAACACUUUAUUUACUCUGAAAGUUGAAGGGGUGAUUGAACACAAGCAACAGAUGUUUAGACAAGUUAGUCAAAUCUGUAUAGCUGUAAACACAGAAAUUACUAGCCAACAACAUAAUACAGACACAAAGGUCAAGGAUCCAAACAGAAGUUAUGAAGAAACAGUUCGACCACAUAAAGACUAUUUCUCCUGUAGUUUUCUGUUAUCAUUUCCUGUUGCUGGACUUUACAGUGUACAAAUCAGAGGUUUAGUUUUAGAUGACGCUGGAACAAAAUGGAAUACAGGACCUCAGUUUACAAUGACCUUUAAAUCAUAUGACGAUACAAUUCAUAGAAAGCCUAAAACAGUAGUAAGCAGAACUUCAUUUGGACAGAUGUAGGGCUUCAUUAUGGAAAUAUGUAUUAAAAAAUCAUUGGACAGUUACAAUCAGAAAUAUUAAGUGCCAACCAAAUGUGUAUAUUGUCUGUCUGCUUCGUGCAUGUGCACACUUUAAAAGCCGAGUGAAUUUCUUUUGAUAUGAAUUGAUAUCGCCAUUUUCAAUAGAUUACAAAUUAAAAAUUGUUACACAGGAAA
Messenger RNA from Mytilus californianus (California mussel), 3024 nucleotides. RefSeq names its product integrator complex subunit 7-like. Gene Ontology annotation, biological process: snRNA 3'-end processing. The record is from RefSeq and is a predicted model, not a curated record. The coding region runs from base 8 to 2830 and encodes 940 amino acids. Lineage: Eukaryota; Metazoa; Mollusca; Bivalvia; Mytilida; Mytilidae. Gene Ontology annotation, cellular component: integrator complex. The transcript has 20 exons.